AUGUGCGACCAGGAAGAAAUACGAAAACUGUGGCUUUGCCAGAAAACAGUCUACCAAAUGAUGAAAGAUCGAGGAUAUACAGUCCUGGAUAGCGACCUGGAAAUGGACCUAGAGGGGUUUAAAAGUGCCCACCCCACGCUCGUUACAACGGGAAGCAAGCACGCGCUUUCCAUGCUCUUUCAGCACAGCACAGCGCCAGAGAAGCAGCUGUUUGUCUUCUUCCCAGACAAUGCAUACUUCAAGGCGAAAGACAUAAAGCUCUACACCUCUACUCUGGGAAAGCAAAACAUUCACAACGGAAUAAUUGUGUGCAAAGAAACCCUGAAAGUGCACAGUAUUAAGGCUCUAGACGAGUCCAGGAAGGAGUACGAGCUCGAACUCUUUUAUAUUCGGGAGCUGCUCUUCAAUAUCACGCGGCACAAAGACGUACCGAACCACAUUCUCCUGAGCGAGGACGAGAAACAGCGCGUUUUGCGGGAGAGAAAGGUCGGGGAGUCGCAGCUGAAGAAGAUCCUGGUAGACGACCCUGUUAACAGAUACUACGCAGGAAAGCGGGGGCAGCUGUACAGAAUAGUGCGAAACUCAGAAACUGCCGGUAUUUCCAUAGAGUACAGGAUCGUAGAGUGA
Messenger RNA from Nematocida major, 627 nucleotides. RefSeq names its product DNA-directed RNA polymerases I, II, and III subunit RPABC1. Bases 1 to 627 code for a protein of 208 amino acids. Gene Ontology annotation, molecular function: DNA binding; DNA-directed RNA polymerase activity. The record is from RefSeq and is a predicted model, not a curated record. The transcript has a single exon. Lineage: Eukaryota; Fungi; Microsporidia. Gene Ontology annotation, cellular component: RNA polymerase III complex; RNA polymerase I complex; RNA polymerase II, core complex. Gene Ontology annotation, biological process: DNA-templated transcription.